CCUCCCUCAGCAUCCACACCGAUCUAGGGUUUCCUGCUAGGGUUUUGGUCCUUCGUUUUCGGCGGCGCAAGAUGGGGGAGAGGGUCAAGGGAACCGUGAAGUGGUUCAACGUCACCAAGGGGUUCGGCUUCAUCUCCCCGGACGACGGCGGCGAGGACCUUUUCGUCCACCAGUCCGCCAUCAAGUCCGACGGCUACCGCAGCCUCAACGAGAACGACGCCGUCGAGUUCGAGAUAAUCACCGGCGACGACGGACGCACCAAGGCCUCCGACGUCACCGCACCAGGAGGAGGGGCGCUCUCCGGCGGCUCCCGCCCUGGCGAAGGCGGUGGUGACCGCGGGGGCCGCGGCGGCUAUGGAGGCGGCGGCGGUGGCUACGGCGGUGGCGGUGGCGGCUACGGAGGCGGUGGUGGCGGCUACGGCGGCGGUGGUGGCGGCUACGGUGGCGGUGGCUAUGGAGGCGGCGGUGGCGGCGGCCGUGGGUGCUACAAGUGCGGCGAAGAUGGCCACAUCUCCAGGGACUGCCCCCAGGGCGGCGGUGGCGGCGGCGGCUACGGCGGUGGUGGCUACGGAGGUGGUGGCGGCGGCGGCCGUGAGUGCUACAAGUGCGGCGAGGAGGGCCACAUCUCCAGGGACUGCCCCCAGGGCGGCGGCGGCGGCGGCUACGGAGGCGGUGGCGGCCGUGGCGGUGGCGGCGGCGGUGGCGGCUGCUUCUCCUGCGGCGAGUCCGGCCACUUCUCCCGCGAGUGCCCCAACAAGGCCCACUAGGCGGCACAGCUCUUCAGAUCUGAGUGCCCCGUUUACCCUUGCUCCUUUACCUACCUCCUGAUUCUGCAGCAAGUCAUACCCUAUACCUAUCAGUACUAGUAUUAGUCGCCGUAGCGUUUCCCCCUGCUGCUCGAUGCGAGCUUGGUUCCAGAAGAAUUGCUGGUGGUGUGUUCGUUAAGAUCCAAGUUAUUUUGCUGUCUCUCUGUGAUGAGGACACAGAUCUAUCUAUGUGUUGGAUGGACUAAGUUAUCGAAGUCAAGUUUGGUGUCUUGAGAUUGAUCUA
Molecule: messenger RNA, 1050 nt
Organism: Aegilops tauschii subsp. strangulata
Lineage: Eukaryota; Viridiplantae; Streptophyta; Magnoliopsida; Poales; Poaceae
Product: cold shock domain-containing protein 4
Molecular function (GO): nucleic acid binding; zinc ion binding
Source: RefSeq, a predicted model, not a curated record